Molecule: messenger RNA, 2030 nt
Organism: Anopheles darlingi
Lineage: Eukaryota; Metazoa; Arthropoda; Insecta; Diptera; Culicidae
Product: zinc finger protein 26-like
Exons: 4
Coding region: 120-1973 (617 amino acids)
Biological process (GO): regulation of transcription by RNA polymerase II
Cellular component (GO): nucleus
Molecular function (GO): zinc ion binding; RNA polymerase II cis-regulatory region sequence-specific DNA binding; DNA-binding transcription factor activity
Source: RefSeq, a predicted model, not a curated record
CAUUCUUCAAAACCCUAUUCUUGGCGCGAAUGUAGGGAGAAUCCACGGUGGGACUGUAAACCGUUGGGCGGCGUUUGAGCACGAAACAACAACAAAAACUAAACGGAAACGCUUCACAAAUGGCCACCAAGAUUGACUUGCUAUCCGGACUGGUUUUCUCAUGCCGGACGUGUCUGCAAAGCGCCCCCGCAAACCAGAUGAUCUCGCUCGAUGAACCCCGGACUGAGUUCGACGACGGAACCGUCGGCGAGUUUCUGGAAAGUCUCGCUAUCUCAAUUCCUCCCGAUUUAUUGACUUUCCUUCCGGCGAGCGUAUGCCGGGGGUGUCACGAGAAGCUGGAACAGUUUUUUGAACAUCGUCGGAAAAUUAAGUUUGUAAGCCAAUUUCUGGUUGGCCUAGUACAGGGACUGUUGGCUGAUAAAUCUUGCUUACUGAAAAUGCUGCAAACCGAUGGGGAAAAGAUCAAGCAACUCUGUGCAGAACAUGGCCUUGAAUACGGGCAGGAAAUUUCAGCUGAUGAUCUGCUAGACGGGUUCUGUCCUUUCACACCGGAUGAGCAACAGACCAGCAAAUCGAUGGAUUCGGAUGAUAAUGAUUAUGCGGAACGAACGUCGGUAGUGGAAGAUAAUUCUCCAAAGCGUGGAUCCUCCAAAGCACAGUUGCAGAUAGAAAUCGUGACCGAUCUCGAGCAGAUCGCACAAGAAGAGCACAAUAGCGAUUCAGAGCGUACGGACAAUGCCUACUGCAAUUCCAAUAGCGAUAACUGUGAUGAUUUUGAAGCGAGUUCAGAGGAAAAAAUUGAACCUUCCAGAAAGAGAACUCGCACAGAAACGUCUCACUCAGCCAAACCAGGGCAACGAUUCGCAUGCACAAAGUGUUCCUACAAAACCAACUAUCCCGUGGCCUUCAAAUUGCACACCCAAAAGCACAGGGACAACGAGAGUAGGCUGGAGAAAGGAUACGAGUGUCCGCAUCCGUAUUGUCUGCAGAUGUUUGAUACGCAACAGCAGCUAGAUCAGCACCACAUGGCGAACGAUCAUAAUCGAUUUGUUUGUGAAAUAUGUGGUGUCGAGCUAAAGCACCGCACUUCGUUCGAUGUUCACAUGGAGCGCCACUCGGGAGUAGCCAACUUUCCCUGUCUUUAUUGUUCAGCGUCGUUCUAUACUCGCACCGAAUGCCAAAGCCACAUCAAUUCGCGGCACGUGGUCACUGAUCGAAUGAAGUGUCCAACGUGCGGCGCACUGUUUCGCAGUCGAAAGCUACUUCGGCAGCAUCAAACCUCACACGAAUCUGAAAGAAAGCAUCAAUGCAGCCAGUGCGAUGUUAGCUUCAAGUCGCAGCAUUAUCUCAGUCGCCACGUUCGGGAAGCCCAUGAAGGUGUUCGGUUUAAUUGCACCUACUGCAGCAAAAGUUACCGCCGAAAGGACAAACUUCGGCUGCACAUCGAAAAGGUGCACCAGAUACAAACGUACUUCGUAUGCGAAAUUUGUGUACGAUCCUUUGAGACAGAGGAAGCGCUGCAGGAACAUCGGGAACACCAUGCAAAUCCAAAGCCCUUGGAAUGUGGCGUCUGUCUGAUCGCCUUUCUUUCACAGCCAGAGUAUGAGCAGCACAUUUGUAUAACCUACCAGGACAAUUACGAGUGCUGUGGACGCGAUUUACAAUAUCACAAUCUGUACAACAGGCAUAUGGAGAUGGCGCAUGGGGUGAAGAUAAAUGCAAGAGUACGACCUAAACCGAACCUGCUUAUCGGUCAGCAGCGUGCAAUCCGCGGCAUGAAGCCUCGAGGACCCACCAGCUGCGCAAUGUGUGGCAAUGUCAUGAGAACGGCGGCAGAGAAAAAGAGCCAUAUAUGUUCAAUUGAUGAGGAGAUGUGUUCAAACCCGGCUGUCAUCAAAGAAGAGUCUCAACAGUGUAGGCAAGAAUACGAUCUGUUUGAAGAUUUAAGUGAUAGCGAAUAUGAAGAAACUUAAGAUUAUCGCCCGAGUGAACAACUGCCACGCCCUUUUUGUGCAUCUGGAGAUGUCUGG